Molecule: messenger RNA, 2315 nt
Organism: Closterium sp. NIES-67
Lineage: Eukaryota; Viridiplantae; Streptophyta; Zygnematophyceae; Desmidiales; Closteriaceae
Source: the annotation of a GenBank genome assembly
CUGGCGUCUGAUGCGGAGGAAACGAUAAUCGAUUUCAUGACGAUUGGAGACCUCCCGGCGCCAGCAGAAACAGCUAGCAUGUCUGAUGCUAUGUAGGGGGUUUUAUUAGAAUUCACAGAAACUUCAUGUAAUGGAAUCAAGUUUAUUUCGUCAUUCGCGAAGCACGGCGUGUCCUAGGUCAUCUGAGGCGUUGGAUUCCAAAAGCCAUGUUUAGCGCUUUGGUCGUCUGAAAAGCAGAGUCGCAACUUAAAGCCAUGUUUAGCACGGCAGCGCGGCUGAAAGAGCGACAGGGGAGGAGCGGAACGUCGCGUCUCGAGUACCUUCAGGCGCUGGUUACUGAGUUUCAGACAACUCAAGACGAAGAGGCUAAAGAACAGAUUGUCGCCAACCUAGCAAAUUUCGCCUAUGACCCGAUCAACUAUGACUACAUGCGUAAGCUGAAUGUGUUUGAGCUAUUUCUUGACUGCUUGACCGAGGAGAACGCAAAGCUCAUUGAUUUUGGUAUGGGGGGACUCUGCAACGCCGCUGCAGAUCCAGUCAAUGCAGCAGGUAUCGCCACUGCUGACAACAUCCCCCUUAUAGUCGAUUGCUUAUCAAGUCCGGUUGAAAGCACUAUCCUGUCGGCCCUUGCUUGCUUGUAUUACAUCUGUACCCCUCGCACCCGAUCGUUAAUUCUUACCCCCAACCUGCUUGAAAGCAUUAACUGCUUUGCUGCUGACUCCUGCCCCACUCCUUGCCUUCGCAAUCUCGCCCUUUGCUUUAUGAGACAACACGUAGGGCCUGCCCCCGCUCCUGAAUCUAAUGCAUCUCUAGGCCGGAAUUAAUCAUACUAGCCUGCCUGGCUCUUCGUUUUCUUGGAAGAUGGAGAAUAUUAGUCUUAACAUUAUGGCUUAUGGCACUUGUUGCUUAUUGCUUAUCUUAGAUUCACAAAUGGCAGUUACGUGAUACUACUUGCUUUUCAGUGUGUUGACUGAAACUGCCGCUAGUGUGUUUUGAACAAGACACACACACAUAAGAAGGGAUUCGUGCUUGUCGAGAUGAGAUGUAGGAGCAUUCAGCGUGAGGAGGAAGAAUACCUCGAACGAGACGUGACGUGAGCCAUUGCGCGUUUACAAACGAAGGUUUUCUCCGUCGCGUCACAUCGUUCUUGGUUCCUCGGAAAAGCACUAGCACAAUCAUCAGUGAGAGUGACCAAAUUUAGAGACUUCCUUAGUAGGCCAAAUUAUUCCCCUGAAGUUCGUCCGCAGUUGCCGCGCGUUUACAGCAGAGGCCUCGUACAUUACUACCACCCAAGAGAUUUUUUUCCAGAAUGGGUUCAGAAGCGAACGCCUCUCCAGUCUCAACUCCCGCAUGCUGUCCCAUCCAAAGCGACAUAUCUAUCAGAUCAAGACUUUCGGCAAAGCAGCACGACGACUGUCAGUGCGUGAGUUGCUCUUGGCAGAAAUCGGCAAGGUCGCGUGACGGACUCCGCAUCGCUCUGCUGUCGCUCUUCAUCGUCGUGCUGCUGAUCCUGGUCCUAUGCUGGCAUCAAUCGACACCAUCGGCCUUUAAAGCCGAGGAUCUGCGUGGGAAACCGGAAGAUGCAAGGGAUGCCGUUCUCUAUGGGUUUCAUAUGCCGAGCCCAUCAAGCACAGAAAAAAACGUUGAGCGGAGAAACCCUUUCAACGCCUUCAGGGUUCAGCUCGACGAAUCCCUUGCUGGUUUCCCGGCUUCUGGUGAACAUACGAGGGCAUUCAUUGGGUCGAUUGAAAACGUUGCUGCUGGGAAAUUCUUAUCGGGCCAACAAAUAUUUCAGCAUCGACUAAGCCGUGGUAGUUCCAGUCAUCGGACAGAAGCAUACACCAGAGUAACCAAGUUAGUGGGAGUUCGCCUCCCCGCAGUAGUGGUGCGGAACAGCUUUGCUGGGUUCUGAGUGGAUGGCCUAGUCUUCAUGAGAUUCUGGAGACCGGUUACCAAAAGUUUGUCUUCGCAUCGACCCCACGAGGCGGUUGAUCCAGCCCAACGACCAUUGCCACGUUUCGCAAGCCCAAGCGAAGCCCGUUACAGCGCCUCAUCUCCUUCGUCAAUCUGCUCUCAUGGGCUCUCCAACCUCGAGGGGAUACAACUGCAAAUUGUAGGACUGACUGCGAAUUCUCAACCCACCAGUGAUCAAGUUAUCUCAACGUUCUCAACCAAGACAUUCUCGAGACGUUCUCGAUGUCUUCUCAGCAGGCAUCGAGGCGUCUCGCCUCGACAUGUGCGCGCGUAAUAUCUAGGAUGAAUGUGUCCUCGAGGUUAUCUGUACCGUUGGAUUGGACUGUGGGAUUCGUGUCUGA